This is a messenger RNA of Heterobilharzia americana, 507 nucleotides long. The record is from the annotation of a GenBank genome assembly. Lineage: Eukaryota; Metazoa; Platyhelminthes; Trematoda; Strigeidida; Schistosomatidae.
AGAUCAACACAGACGAAACCAAUGAAAGAUGAUGACGGAAAUUUAAUUACGAAAGAAGAGAAACAAAGGAAACAAUGGGCCGACCACUUCAAGAAGCUCUUGAAUCGACCACCACCUGCACUUCAUCCAGAAAUACCACCUGCAGCCGCCGAACUACAAGUGAACAUAAAUCCUCCAACAAAAAUGGAAGUCCUGAACGCCAUAAAGCUACUGAAAUGCAGGAAAGCAGCAGGUUCAGAUGGGGUCCCGCCAGAAGCACUGAGAGCAGACGCAGAGACAACAGCGGACAUGCUCACAUCACUAUUGCAGAAGGUGUGGAAGGAAGAGAAGCUACCUGGCGAUUGGAAGAAGGGUUACUUCGUCAAACUCCCGAAGAAGGGAGACCUCAGUGUUUGCAAGAACUGGCGAAUAAUCACUCUCCUGUCCACCCAGAGCAAGCAAAAUAUUAAGCCGCAUCAUCCUGGAGAGGCUAAAGGAUGCACUGGAUUCAAAACUACGACCAGAACA